This is a messenger RNA of Hippocampus comes (tiger tail seahorse), 1973 nucleotides long. Its product is annotated as kelch-like protein 10. The coding region runs from base 24 to 1778 and encodes 584 amino acids. The transcript has 5 exons. Lineage: Eukaryota; Metazoa; Chordata; Actinopteri; Syngnathiformes; Syngnathidae. The record is from RefSeq and is a predicted model, not a curated record. Gene Ontology annotation, molecular function: protein binding.
GAAGACAUGGCAACAAAUUCAAGAUGAGUUACGAUGGACAGUUGUUAUACAAGUCUGGCUCCGUGUACAACCAACUACGCCUAACGAGAGAACUGAGUGACGCCGUCAUUACGGUCGAUCAAGUCGAGUUUCACAUCCAUAAGAUCAUCCUGUGCAACUGCAGCCCAUACUUUGGAGCCCUCUUUCUACGUUGGUCCUCCCCAGACCAGAGGGUCUACACUGUACAUGGUCUGACGGCUCCCUUUAUGCAGCUAUUCAUUGACUUCGCAUACACCAGGUCCGUGUCUGUGACAGAGGAGAACGUACAGGACUUGUUGAUUGCGGCCGAUAAGUUCAACGUCAUUGGCAUCGUUCGAUCCUGCUGCACAUUUCUAAAAGAACGGCUCUGCCCGGAGAACUGCAUCGGGAUCUGGCAGUUCACAAAGAACUGCCACACUCCAGAGCUAGAGGACAAUGCCCACCAGUACAUCCUGUACCAUUUUGAGGAGGUUGCGAUGUCGGAUGAGUUGUGGCAACUCCCCAUGCAAGACUUCUGUGACAUCCUCGACCGGGAUGACCUGAUUGUGAAAAAGGAAAACACGGUUUACGAGGCCAUACUCCAGUGGAUAGCACAUGCCCCCCGAGAACGAGAAGAAAAUGUGGCUGUGCUCCUCGCAAAAGUCCGUCUGGCUCUGACCAGUCAGGAGUUCAUCACCAUCAACGUGCUGACCAAUCAGCUGGUGCAGAGUAGCAACGAAUGCCUGGAGAUGGUGGCUUUCGCAAUCAAAAUUAUACGUCACAUGACCGCCAACUCCGUGUCUGGAUUUUGCAACCUAGUUGCCCGUCCUCGCCUGCCUUCCACCAUCCUGAUGGCCAUCGGUGGUCGCAAUGGCCGAAACUCAGCACAUCGUAUCGAGGCUUACGACGUGCACACCAACUGCUGGGGUUACCUGGUAGAUGACAUGGAUCAACCCCGUUCGUACUGCGGGGCCGUCUUUCUGAAUGACUCCAUCUAUUGCCUCGGGGGCUUCGAUGGGGCGGAACACUACAACACUGUCAGCCGCUUUGACCUCAACACGCGCACCUGGCGAGAAGUGGCCCCCAUGCACUUCCGCCGAUGCUAUGUAAGCGUCACAGUGCUAAAUGGGUGCAUCUAUGCGAUCGGAGGCCAUGACGGACGUGUGAGACUAAAGUCAGCGGAGUACUACAGGCCAGAGACAAAUCAGUGGACUCUUAUCGCCAGCAUGCAUGAAUUGAGGAGCGAUGCGAGCUGCACCACCUUAAAUGACAAGGUGUACAUUUGUGGCGGUUUUAAUGGAAAUGAGUUCUUGCAAACAGCAGAAUAUUAUAGCCCAGAGACUGAUGAGUGGACAGUGAUGCCCCCCAUGAGCAGCCGUCGCAGCGGCACCGGAGUCAUUGGCUAUGCUGACCAUCUUUAUGCAGUUGGAGGUUAUGAUGGUGACAUCCGUCUAGCCAGUGCCGAGGCCUACAACCCCCUUACUAACAACUGGAUCGUCCUGCCCCCCAUGGAAUCCCCCAGAAGCAACUUCGGCAUAGAAGUUGUUGAGGAUCGCCUCAUUGUUGCCGGGGGUUACAACGGCGUCUCCCCAACCAAGCUGGUGGAGUUCUACGACCUCACCACCGGUCUAUGGUCUCCAGCCAGUGACAUGGGGGUCUCUCGAAGCGGGUUGACUUGCUGUGUGAUGUCUGGACUUCGCAACAUAGCCCAAUAUGCUAUGCUCCGUAACGAUCUACCUUUGCUAAGCUUGGAAGAUGAAAUGCUGACUAUUGAGGACUAAGCCAGACUCAGGAGCAUUAUGCUGAAAAGUGAAAGAAACUGUAAAACUGCUUCAGUACAAGAGAGAAACUACAAGACAUAAACAACCUUGAAACUUGUGUUGAACCAUAUUUUUAUUCCGUUUUUUUAAAUAUGGACACUAAUGAAUUGACGCAAAAUGCCUUCCAGGGAGUCAAUAAAUUACUGUGUUACCAUG